This is a messenger RNA of Ceratitis capitata (Mediterranean fruit fly), 1346 nucleotides long. RefSeq lists its product as hypothetical. The coding region runs from base 388 to 936 and encodes 182 amino acids. The transcript is spliced from 6 exons. NCBI's taxonomy places the organism in Eukaryota, Metazoa, Arthropoda, Insecta, Diptera, Tephritidae. The record is from RefSeq and is a predicted model, not a curated record.
GGUUAAUAAAGUUAUUACAUAAAUACACUACAUACAUAUGUUUCAUACAUAGCCAUGUUUUAUCCGGCCUAAAUCAUACAUCCCCAAGCCACAAAUAAGUUAAUGGACUUCCAUUAUGAACAACAUUCGUGCUCGUCGAAACCAUGCAACGUCAUCGUUUUGAAUUUUGUCAACGCAAACUGUAGUCGCUUAGAGGAUGAUGAAACCGAAACUCAAGUCAGCUUUAAAUCAAAGUGAACUGCAUUUAUAGGAAGAACUAAGUAAACACCAACCAACACAAACAAGGAAAACAAAAUCAAAAUAUAGCAGAAAAUCAAGCAAAGAAAAACAGCAAACGCCGAGUAGCGUUGGGUGCAUAGUAUCAGCUUUAGUGUGGCAUAUGAAAAAAUGCCGGCCAUAAACGAAAUACUGCGAGUAAACUGGAAUUUGCAAGUCAUAUCAUGUAUCGUCGUACUGCUGCUCACAACACAAAAUAUACAACCGGCUUUUUGUAUUGACUGCUUCAAAUGUGUUUCAUUCAACGGAGCCAACAAGGCGUGCGACGAUCCCUUUCACAACAAUUACUCCACCGCCAUACUGGAGUCUCCGUGUAUGGGUGGGCGAAAAGGACGUGACGGCCUUUUUCCGGCGACGGCGUGCAUAAAAAUUGCUGGGAUUUAUGAUGAUACUGGCGAAUCAAUAACUGUACGGGGAUGUGCACUUGAUAGCGGUACACUCACGACGGACACGGAAAUCAUACGAAUGUCACAUUGUGGCAAAUUCUACUAUGAUGACAGGUAUGUACAUGGCUGCUUACAAAGUUGCAACGAUGCGGACGCGUGCAAUCAUGCUGUGGCCAACUACAAAAGCACACCACAAACACUGUGGCAACACUGCAACUUAGCGCUAUUGACAUUCAUAGCGUUACACCAACAUCUGCUCGAACUAAUCAGGUAGCAGUAUAGCGGCAUAUAGAGAGUACAUGUGAACAUACAUACAUACAUGCAUAUAUACAUACAUACAUACUUAAGUAGAGUUCGAACAUUGACAUGGUCAUGAAGUCGAGAUCUGGCAUAUCUUGAGAGCAACGCUCUAUGCUGCAAUUAUUGUAUUGGUAUUGGUGUUGUUGUGGUGAACAUGGAAACUUCGUACACAAGAUGAAUUUACAAAUAGGUUUAAGCGUUAUUGUAUUGCUUUGCAAGUAGUGAACACACACAAAAUUAACAUUGUAUAAAUAACAUAACAUACACACACAAACGUUUCGAAUAAAACUGCAAGCUAAACGAAUUGAGAAAAAUAAUUUGAUAAAUCAAGCAACGCAAUGAAUUUCUUAAAUGCAUAAAUCUGCGCACAUUCACACGUACAUA